CACACCUACGAGGGGAAGGACGAGGACGAGAGCGAGAGCGAGACAAAGGCAGAGCGGCGCAUUCCGGGACGCACACGCGGACAAUUGCAACGUUUACUACUCGUAGGUUGAGCGGGGAAGUGUUUGGGAAGGACUUUUUGCUUUUCCAUUCUCGUUCUCUUCAUAUCGCUGACAUUGCUGUUAAGUGCAAAAAUGAGGGAAACGAGGUGGCUGCUGUUGUUCGUCAUCUCGUCGACAAGACUGGCAGCUUUCGCAAAGGCGAAGACCGUCAAGUACCAGACCUUCGAGGAAGACGCCCCGGGCACAGCGAUCGGUAACCUGAACGAGGACGCCUCCUCCGCCUCGGCCGGCUCCCGGUCCGCUUUCCGGAUGAUGAGACAGUUCAACUCCUCUUUCGUCCGACUGAGGGAGAGCGACGGGCAGCUGAGCGUCGGGGAGAGGAUCGACCGCGAGCGCAUCUGCAAACACACCCCGCGAUGCCUCAUCUCUUUCGACGUGGUCAGUUUCUCCAAGGAGCAGUUCAAGCUCAUCCACGUCGAGGUGGAGGUCAAGGACAUCAACGACAACUCCCCGGAGUUCCCUCGCAAGGAGUCGAGCGUGGACAUCUCCGAGAACACCGCCGUGGGGACGCGCGUCCCUCUGGACUUCGCCGUGGACGAGGACGUCGGGCUGAACUACAUUCAAAGCUAUCAGAUCUCAGUUAACAGUCACUUUUCCAUCGACGUGCUGAGCAGGGCCGACGGGGUUAAAUACGCAGAGCUGGUGCUCGUGAAAGAGCUGGACCGAGAGACUCGGGCUUCUUACGCGCUGGAACUGGUCGCCGUGGACGGCGGGAACCCGUCCCGCUCCGGAAGCACGCGCGUCAACGUCAAGGUGAAAGAUUACAACGACAAUAGCCCCGUUUUUGACCGCGACAGCUUCUCCGUGGACUUGCCAGAAGACGCCCCGGUGGGCUCCCUGCUGCUGGACCUGAACGCGGAGGACCCGGACGAAGGUCUGAAUGGCGAGGUGGCGUACGGCUUCGGGAACCGGGCGCCCUCGGAGAUCCGCCAACUCUUCAAAGUGGACAGAAAGAGCGGCAGGCUCACCCUGGAAAGCCCCAUCGACUUCGAAAGUAAGAACACGUACGAGUUCGACGUCCAGGCCGCCGACUCGGGGCCGAACCCCAGCCCGGCCAUAUGCAAAAUCGUCGUUCAGGUGCAAGACGUUAACGACAACGCGCCGGAGAUCUCCAUCACGCCCAUGACGUCCAUCGCUGCGGACGUGGCCUACAUCACCGAGGCGGCGGCCGGGGAGAGUUUCGUGGCUCUGGUCAGUACUUCGGACCGAGAUUCCGGAGCCAACGGCCGAGUGCGCUGCGCCCUCUACGGGCACGAUCACUUCAGACUGCAGCAAGCCUACGAGGACAGCUUCGUGAUCGUGAGCACCGGCCCGUUAGACCGUGAAAAGAUCCCCGAGUAUAACCUGACGGUGGUGGCCGAGGACCUGGGCUCUCCUCCCUUCAGAACCGUCGCUCAGUACACCGUCCGGCUCACGGACGAGAACGACAACGCUCCGGUGUUCAGUAAGCCUGCGUACGAGGUGGCCGUGGUGGAGAACAACGCGCCCGGCGCGUACGUCGCCACGGUGGUGGCGCGGGACUUGGACACGGGGUCGAACGGAAAGGUCACCUACAAGCUCGCCGACGCCUACUUCAUGGGCUCUCCCGUUUCCACCUUUGUGUCGAUGGACCCCGCCAGCGGGUCUCUUUACGCGCUACGGAGCUUCAACUACGAGGUAACGAAGCAACUGGAACUCCGGAUCACGGCCAGCGACGGCGGCUCCCCGCCCCUGACCGGAAGCGCGAAUGUUUUCCUGAGGGUCGUGGACCAGAACGACAACGCGCCGGCCAUCACCCGUCCGCCGCUCAACAACGGCUCGGCCGAGGUCGUCCUGCCCCGGGACUCGCCGAGAGGCUACGUCGUCACGCGGGUGGAGGCCCGGGACGCAGACGAGGGCGUCAACGCUGAGCUUUCCUUCGGGCUGGCCGCCGGCGAAGCCUCCGUCUUCUCCGUCGACAAACUCACGGGGGACGUCUACCUGAACCGCUCGCUCAGCCGCGACGCGGACGACGCCUUGAGCGUCACCGUGACGGUGAGCGACAACGGCAGGCCCGCGCUCACCUCCGCCGCCACGCUGCGCUUCCUCAUCGUCGCCGGCUCCCCGCCGAGCGACCGCGCCGUGUACCGGGCGGGCGGCGCGCCGGCGCAGUGGGACCUGUCCGUGGUCGUCAUCGUCGUCUUGGCGGGGAGCUGCGCCCUCCUGCUCCUCGCCAUCAUCAUCAUCGCUACCACCUGCAAGCGCCACGGAGGAGACAAGAGCGGCGAGGACGGCGACUCCUACGGGGAGGAAGGCACGCCGGAACGGGGCGGGAAGCGCGUGGCCGCUAACCCGCUUCUCCCCGCGCGGGCGGCGGCGGCGGGCUUCGAGGGGCGCUCGUACGGCGGCCAGACCCACGACGUGUGUUCGGCCUCGGAGGACGGCGGCGAGGUCCCCUGCGUUUAUGACUCCGAACCAAACGGCAAACCGAGGGGCAACAAACACGAGGGCUACUCAACGUUGCCGGGCUACGGGAGCGCGAAGGAGGCCGUGAGGCCCGUCGCCAUCUGGAAGGGCAACUCUUACGCCACCGUCUCUGCCAGGGACCCGGCCUUCAGCGGCAAAGACAGCGGCAAGGGGGACAGCGACUUCAAUGACAGUGACAGCGAUGUGAGCGCAGACACCGCAGGCUUGAAGAAAGAUGGCGCAUCUGUUCCUCAAAAUGCGUUGUGGGCGUGCACCAGCGAGUGUAGGGUUCUGGGCCAUUCGGAUCGCUGUUGGAGCCCCUCGGCGGCGAGAGCCGACGCGGCGCCCUCGCCCGCCCCGACCGCGUCCUCCUUGCCUCGGAACAACUACUACCGAGCCCACAUCCCCAAAACGGUGGGCCUGCAGAGCGUGUACGAGAAGGUGCUGGACUACGUGACCAUCGCGCCCGCGAGGGUCCAGGAGGACUGCGGCGACGUGGCGAUCCCCGUGUACGCCGCCAGCCGCGAGGAGGCCUGAGCAAGAUUCUAUUCCAAAAGAUUUCCGUGAGGCUCCCUGGACAGCGAGAGGUGGAAAAGCUUUUUGUGCGAUUCAGUCGCUCUCAGAUUUUCUUCUUGGUUUGAACGUGAACUGUAUUAUACGCAAGCUUUGUACAUAGAGAGAUUUUAUUUUUGAUAAAAGCCAUCAUGAAGUGGAGAUCUUAAAGCAUGCUUCUAUUUCAAACCUCCCGAGUCGCGUUCGGCCGCAGGACUCCGACAUUGUAAGCCGAGUUGAUAACCGUGUAUGGAAUGCUCUCAAUGGUUUUUAUCAUCACAAAGU
This is a messenger RNA of Phycodurus eques (leafy seadragon), 3381 nucleotides long. RefSeq names its product protocadherin-8-like. Gene Ontology annotation, molecular function: calcium ion binding. The record is from RefSeq and is a predicted model, not a curated record. Gene Ontology annotation, biological process: homophilic cell-cell adhesion. Gene Ontology annotation, cellular component: plasma membrane. The transcript has 3 exons. NCBI's taxonomy places the organism in Eukaryota, Metazoa, Chordata, Actinopteri, Syngnathiformes, Syngnathidae. The coding region runs from base 193 to 3081 and encodes 962 amino acids.